UCGUAUUCUUUUAUUUAUACCGGUAUUUGACAGCAGCGUGUUUGAAAUUGUUUUGUAAUCAUUUCUAUAUAGGAAUUACAUUGAUAAUUUAUUGUUAAUUUGUUGUAAUCAAUUUUCCUAUAUAUUUUUAUAUUAAAAUUAUGCUACGGAGCAUCUCAAGACUUACCACACCAACACUGUUCAACACCUUCCGGUAUCGUGCUUUUGCCUCAACAGAAACUGGAAAUGAAGUACUGGUUGAGCGCCUUGAUGGCGAACGUAAAGGCAUAACAGUGAUAAGUCUCAACCGACCACAAGCGAAAAAUUCAUUUAGCCGUAGCUUAGUGCAGGAAUUCGAAAAAGUAUUAGACGGCUUGGAACAUGAUAACGGCUCGCGUUGUGUGAUUUUACGCAGCUCCACUCCAGGCAUUUUCUGUGCUGGUGCUGAUUUGAAGGAACGCAAAGCGAUGUCAACAGAUGAAACAACAGAAUUUGUAACAAGUUUGCGUGAACUAUUAAUGGCACUCGAGCAAUUGCCAAUGCCUUCGAUAGCAGCGCUGGAUGGGCAUGCACUUGGUGGUGGGCUUGAAAUGGCUUUGGCUUGUGACAUGCGUACGGCAGCGGAGAACACAAAAAUGGGUUUGGUUGAAACGCGCUUAGCUAUUAUACCCGGUGCAGGUGGUACUCAGCGUUUGCCACGCAUCCUAUCACCGGCGCUGGCAAAAGAACUCAUCUUCACAUCACGCGUGUUGAGUGGCAAGGAAGCUAAAGAAUUCGGUAUAGUCAAUCAUGCAGUACCACAAAAUGACAGCGGUGAUGCAGCUUAUCAAAAAGCUUUAGAAAUUGCUGAAGAAAUAUUACCCAAUGGUCCGGUAGGUGUACGUAUGGCCAAAUUGGCAAUUGAUAAGGGCAUACAAGUUGAUCUGAACACGGGUUACUCCAUUGAAGAGAUUUGCUAUUCACAAGUUAUACCAACUAAAGAUCGUUUGGAGGGUUUACAAGCGUUUGCUGAGAAGCGUAAACCGGUGUAUAAGGGUGAAUAAGAAUUUGGUAUUGAGGUGCAGAGCUGGAAAAAGUUUUCAAGAUCAACAUAAAGAAACUUCGUUUUGUAUAAUAUUAUAUAUUUAAAUAAAUAUUGCUUUAUUUAAAAAUAUUUUGCAAAAAACAUGACCCGUUUUGUUCAAUGUGCAUUUAUUUUUACUUUUCUUUUUUGAAUUAAACGAACUUUAAUGUUUCAAAAAAUUUGUUAAAAAUUUUAUAUAAUAAAUAAAAUUAUGAAAUUAAAUGUA
Messenger RNA from Ceratitis capitata (Mediterranean fruit fly), 1268 nucleotides. Its product is annotated as methylglutaconyl-CoA hydratase, mitochondrial. Gene Ontology annotation, biological process: fatty acid beta-oxidation. Gene Ontology annotation, molecular function: enoyl-CoA hydratase activity. The transcript has a single exon. Gene Ontology annotation, cellular component: mitochondrion. Bases 141 to 1022 code for a protein of 293 amino acids. NCBI's taxonomy places the organism in Eukaryota, Metazoa, Arthropoda, Insecta, Diptera, Tephritidae. The record is from RefSeq and is a predicted model, not a curated record.